Messenger RNA from Galleria mellonella (greater wax moth), 2100 nucleotides. It is a transcript of the gene Tif-IA, whose product is annotated as RNA polymerase I-specific transcription initiation factor RRN3. NCBI's taxonomy places the organism in Eukaryota, Metazoa, Arthropoda, Insecta, Lepidoptera, Pyralidae. Gene Ontology annotation, molecular function: RNA polymerase I core binding; RNA polymerase I general transcription initiation factor activity. Gene Ontology annotation, cellular component: nucleus. The coding region runs from base 3 to 1682 and encodes 559 amino acids. The transcript has 7 exons. Gene Ontology annotation, biological process: transcription initiation at RNA polymerase I promoter. The record is from RefSeq and is a predicted model, not a curated record.
AAAUGGCUGUUGCAGCUCGAAAAAGUGUUGUAUCUCUGAUGCAAAAAACUUUGGAUAGACAAGAAGCUUUAUCCAGACUGAAAUUUAAAUUCAAUAAAAACCAAGUUGAACAUAUACUAUUAAGUUAUAUUCAUAAUGGUAAUGUAAGCGCAUAUAAUGAUUUACUGAAAGUGUUGCAAAAUUAUCCAUUGAAUGAUGAUAAUUUCCACAUUUUAAUUGAAGACAGUUUGUCAUGUGUUGUUUUGCUGGGGAAAGAUUGCAGCCAAUUUGUUGAACUAGUUUGUGGUGUGGAGUGGGCGAGCCGUAGCCAGGAGCUGGUGGAACUGUUUAAUAAAUUUGUUAUGAAUGUUGUUACUGCACACUCAUACCACUGUCCAAAUGUUAUGAGUUCAUUAUUGAAAUUUUUUAAAGUUGAUGGUGAAAAUUGGGAUGACAGUCCACCUGCUGAGAAAAUAGCCAUUUGGUCUAACAUUCAUACAAUUAUUGCACAAAUUGUUGCAACCAUUCCUAUGACUAGUGCUGUUCUCAUUCAAACAGUUUUAGAAGAAUUCCCGUACUAUAAAGCCAGCUGUUACAUUAACAGAGUGUUCGUACAUAACUUGAUAUGGAUGAGCAAAUACAUACCUCUACUACAAGAACAAAUUGUGACAGUUAUCAUUAGCAGAAUGGUACUAAUGGAUGUUAAUAUAGUAGAAAAUUCUAAAAAUAAAAUGCAAACAGAAAUAUUUGAAAUGGACAUAGAGCAGGAGAAUAGUGUAUCAGAAACUCUAGACUACUGUAUGUUGGAAAUAUUGAAGUGGCUCGAAGACGAGAGGGACACUGCGCUUAGUAUAUUUUGUAAUGUGUUUGAGAAGGUUAUAUUACCAACUCACGGUAUUAGGCAUGUCCAAUUCUUACUGCUGUACACAAUAUCAAUAAACCAGCAGUGCGCCGACAGAAUCCUCACAAACUUGUGGGUUGUCGCGGCCGGUCUCCACGGACUGGGCCCCGGCGCUCUAACAACGAGGAGGACCGCAGUCAGCCACCUCGCCGGUCUUCUGGCCAGAUGUGUCCGAGUACCUAACACUAGACUUAUACAUUACUUGAGAAGUAUGGCUGAAUGGUGUCACUCCUAUAUAACAGCAACACAAGAGUCAACGACAGCAAGUGACAGCACAAAAGCGCAUGGGGCAUUCCACGCAAUCUGCCACGCCAUCUUCUAUCUUGUAGCAUUUAAAAAUCAUCAUUUAUUUAUGAAUAAAGAAAGUCUCAACUUCAUCGAGUCCCUAAACCUACCUAGACUAGUGAACUGCAACCUGAACCCGCUUCUCACAUGUCCACCACAAGUGACACACGCAUUCUCCUCAGUGACGAGAGCUCACCAAGUGGUAUAUUGCCAAGCUAUUAUAGACAAAAACAUGAGACACACAUUACAGUCAGCAACAGUUGAACAAUAUGACGAAUGGUUUCCAUACGAUCCAUACUCAUUGCCCAAAUCUGGAAAAAUAAUAUGGCCCCUCUGCAUUGAAUAUAAAGACUUCCUGAAAGAAGGUGAUGACGAAACUCAAUACUCUCGCAUGAAAAAGAAAAUGGAAGCUGAGGAAGAUGAUUACCUGGUAGCAGACCCGUCUCAAAAACUAGCUAGUUCUCUUACAAAUUCAAUAUCACCAGGUUUUCGAACAAGUGAAAGUAUAUUUGUAUAAUUCCACAAUACAUGAGUAGCUAUUAAGACCAUAAAUUAUUAUAGAUUGAAUUUAUUUUGAAUUAUUCAAUUAUAAAUAAGUAUAUAGAAACUCCAUUGUUUUUAAAAACAAUGGAGUUUCUAUAUACUUAUUUAUUAUACUUAUUUUUAAAAACAUCAGAUUUCUAUGUUUUUAUUAUAUAAAUGAUUUGUUUAUGAUUGUGGAGAAUUUGCAUACAAUAUAUCUAUAUUAUCUGGACAUGCGUAUUCUCUUUUAACUAAAAAGCUUAAAUGCGUGCAUUCUCUUUUAACUUCAUUAUAUUUUUUUUUUAAAAACAGACUUAUGUCAUUGAACCUGUUAUUUGUACUCUACUGUCUAUACAGAUUAAGUUUGUUAUACUUAACCUGUUUUUAUUAUAAUAAAAUAUUUAAAAAUGAAA